AUGGUACCACUAUGGUAUCAGCAUUGUGCACCACAAUAUCAGACGUUAUUAUCAUCAAUUCCUUCGCAAACAACAACACCUGCUUGGUUUAAUAAUCGAAUCAUACCAAAAAGUAUACCUUUACUACCAUUACCACCAAUAUUUUUACCUAAUCAACCAUUAAUGACAAUGCCAUCACUACCACCACUACCAACAGCAACACCAACAUCUUUACAAUCAUUACCCUUUAUUCAGAAAUCGUUAUCCUUACCAUCAUCAUCAUUAGCAUCUUUUCCAGUUACAUUAUUACGUGGUGAUAGAUUACUUAUUCCACAUACUGCAAAUUCGAAAUUUACAAUGAUAAAAGAGAUCUUAUCAACAAAGGAACUUUGCAAUAAUGUUUUACUGCUAUAUUUUUCACGCGCCGGAUGUUAUUUUCACGUUGUUUUUUGCUCUGCACCUGAUGGUUUCAAUACUGGCGAAGAAUUCUGUAUACCAGCAAAAUGGCAAUCAUUGUGUAAAGUAGCUAAAAUGCCUGAAGCUAAUGUUCGCAAUGGAAUUGUCUUACGGAACAUUGAAUUUGGUGAAGAAAUUAUUAUAUGCAAAGAUUCUGAAGGACCUAAUGAAAUGCAAGAGGUGAAUAAGAAGAUUCUAGGAAUUCAGCUGAAUGAAGAGAUUCUAGAAAAAGAAUCAAAUCAAAAGCUAGAAAUGCUUGAGCAACGAUCUACUGAAGCAGGUUAAAU
Messenger RNA from Thelazia callipaeda (thelaziosis nematode), 722 nucleotides. The record is from the annotation of a GenBank genome assembly. Lineage: Eukaryota; Metazoa; Nematoda; Chromadorea; Rhabditida; Thelaziidae.